AUAAAAAAAUUUUUUAUUACCCUGAUAAUCAUGUCUUCGUCGUCGUCGUCGUCUUCGACAACAAAUCUAAGCCAUUAUUUGCAUUCAAGUCAAUCGCAUUCAGUACUAAGGGAUUGGCAAUCGCGGGGAACGACUGCAUUCACGGCCACCGAUUUUUGUCUACCGUUGUUCAUUGUCAACGAUGACAACGAUAGUCAGCCAAUCGGGUCGCUGCCCGAAGUUAGCCGAAUGGGUGCCAACGUAUGCAUCGAAUAUCUACGGCCACUGGUCAGCCGAUAUCAGCUCAAAUCGGUACUACUGUUUCCAGUGAUGGAGUCGUCGUCGGACGACAAACAGAUUGAACAGGCAUUUGAUGAGAAACUGAAUCCAGUUUUAAGACUAAUACCACGUCUUAGGCAAGAGUUUCCCGAUUUGCUGAUCAUUUGCGAUGUCUGUCUCUGCACUUUUUCGCCUGAAGGUCACUGCUGUGUAUUUACGGGCAAUGAUAACCAGAUGGACAAUACCAGAUCCAUUGAAAAGAUAGCUCUGAUAGCUGUCCGAUACGCUGAGGUGGGCGCCCAUGUGGUUGCACCCAGCGAUAUGAUGGACGCCCGGGUUGGCCGGAUUAGGACGGCUCUGAACGCCAAUGGCUACGCAACUGUUUCACUGUUGUCCUAUUCGGCCAAAUUUCAGUCGUGUUUUUACGGACCGUUCAGAGACGCCGCCGGUUCGGCACCGAAAUUUGGUGACCGACGAGCCUAUCAGUUACCAAUCGGAUCUAAAGGACUGGCACUGAGAGCCGUCCAGCGGGACAUUGAAGAAGGUUGCGAUAUGGUUAUGGUUAAGCCGGGUCUACCGUAUUUGGAUAUUAUUUCGGAGAUUAGCCGACGGUUUCCCGAUUUUCCGAUUGCUGUCUACAAUGUUUCCGGCGAAUACUCGAUGAUGAUGACAGCGGCCAAUCAGCACGGAGUAUUUGAUUUGAAGACAAGUGUCUGGGAAGUGAUGACCAGUUUCAAGAGGGCCGGCGCUAAUGUUAUCAUUACUUAUUUUACACCAAUGAUACUCAAAUGGCUUAGUAGUGAUGAUGAUGACUGAAUGAAUGAAUGAUUGGUAGAUAAUUAAGAAAUUAAUUAAUUAAUUGAAUUAAUUAAUGAAAAAAAUAUAAUAAAUAGUUUUUUAUU
Oppia nitens is the source of this 1160-nucleotide messenger RNA. RefSeq names its product delta-aminolevulinic acid dehydratase-like. NCBI's taxonomy places the organism in Eukaryota, Metazoa, Arthropoda, Arachnida, Sarcoptiformes, Oppiidae. The transcript is spliced from 3 exons. The coding region runs from base 31 to 1074 and encodes 347 amino acids. The record is from RefSeq and is a predicted model, not a curated record. Gene Ontology annotation, molecular function: porphobilinogen synthase activity; zinc ion binding. Gene Ontology annotation, biological process: heme biosynthetic process. Gene Ontology annotation, cellular component: cytosol.